Molecule: messenger RNA, 20985 nt
Organism: Paramuricea clavata
Lineage: Eukaryota; Metazoa; Cnidaria; Anthozoa; Malacalcyonacea; Plexauridae
Source: the annotation of a GenBank genome assembly
UUCAAAUACAAGAUAUUGUAUUGGCACUGUGCGAUAUCUCGUCCUCAAAGCGAGAUAGCAGCGAAGAGUAUUUGUAAAACAGACAGAGGUAAAAGAUUCUAUAGCGACACAAAUCCACUCUGGUUACUGGUGGAAGGCUAAGUCUAAGGUAUGUGAUAGAUUUUGAAUUGGUUACAAGUGAUAGCGUGAUUAUUAAUACUAAUGUACCUUAAGUCAAAGUAUACUUUUGAGCAGAAAUCGACAGAGGUUCGUAUUAGGAUGUUUUGAGUAACUGUACACAAUCGAUGUUUCCUUUAAUAUGAUCUAUAUAGAUUUGCUUUUCACUCGAUCUUUAAGCCAUUUCAAUCCCGUCUGUUUAUAACACGUUUACUGUGGGUUGGCACUUGCAAUUGUUUAAAUAAAUGAUUAACAUGACGCGUAUUUUGUACCGAGAUAAAUUGUAUGAAAGCGAGCUGUUCUGCUUGUAAUAUUGGUACCAAAGCGCGCUCAAUGUUAAGGGAAUGUAACAGGUUUGUAAGGCAGUUGUAAAAUUGUGCUUUUUGAUGUUUUUGUUCCGUGUCUGAAUAUGUGUGUGCGAUUCCCUGCCAAGUCUCUUUUAUGUAAAGAUAAUAAACCCUAAUGUCUUGUAAUUAAAGAGCUUUAACGUGGAAUUUAUGUUAUGUCUUAGACUCUCGCAAAUCUAAACGAUUUACUGUACACAAGGUUAAUACAAUAUAGUGUCAGGCAUAAACCCGAAUUCGUGUCCGCUUUCAUGUAAAAACACUACAUUCAAGUGGGCAUGUUUUGUGUCAGAGGAUAUAAAUACGCUUAGCGCCUUAUCUAUUACAGAUCAAAUCACAACACGCUGUGCUAUGCUACUGUUUUGCUAUUGAGGACUAUUCACUAAGCUAUCUAGCGAUAUAAAUAAUUUUAUUAACCAUUAUGAAUAAGGGAUAAGUUCUUUCUAACCUGUCAGGAAAAUUUGCCUUCCUGACUUUUUAAAGCCACUUUGCCAUAUCUGUCUGCGCUUUGUCCUUCGUUUAUUAGACAGGUUUCCGAACAAAAGGAGACUAUGAUUAUAUGUUGUCCCCCUAAAAGUACCCACUCAAAAGCCCAAUUUAUCUAAUUGUAUAAAGCAUUCGAAUGUUUUAGAAUUUCAUCGUACAAUUCCAUCGAAUUUUUUCAGCCCGGAAGAAUUUUAAAGCGCUUAGCUUUUAGCGGUUUUAUUGAAUUUGACCAUGUCACCUCAAAUUAAUUAGUAACAUAUUUGAAGAAAGAAAUUUGCCUUUUAUUUUUCUCUACAAACGCGUUCGUAUAUUUUAAUAGAGACAUUUUGUCUGACAUUUUAUAGAAUAUUCUCUGCUGCACUUAAAUGGCUUCUUUGUAAUAAUUCUAAUUUGCGUUUGGAAUGUAAAUAGUUUGCUAUAUUUAUUCCAAGGAAUUCUGCGGUUAAAUGUCAGGGUCAGUUCUACCGCGGGGUUUUAUAUGAAUCUAAACUUGUUAUAAUCUAAUAUUUGUGUGUACAGUGCAAUAAAAUAUACGUCGAACAAGCAAUACGUAUGUUACGUUAAUGAAUUUAUUUCGAAAUUAAACCGUGAAAUUCAAUGCGGUGACACUUGUGAAAUGUCGGAAAUCGCAUCCGUUAUUUCUUUAUAUAUAUAUAUAUAACAAAGUAAAGAAACAGAAGCAUUAUUUUGUAUCAAUGAAUAGUUCGGCAAAGCUAUCUUCUUUGAUGUGAAGAAUAUAUAAAAAGAAUACUUGUACAGAAAGUGAAAAUGCUAUAGAGUACAAUAUAUUAAAUAUAUCAAAUACAGCCGAUAUUUUAUAAAGAAAUCUAAAAAAAAAAUACUCGGAACAAAAAGUUCCUGUGUUCUCAAGAGUUCAGUUAAUAUCAACAAGACAACAACAUACACGGACACGGUGAUAGUAUUGCGUUUCAAAAUAAUUUUGUAAUUAUUCUUUGUAAUUAUUAUAGUAUAUUUGAUGAUAAUGAUUUUGAAUAAAAUCCGGAAAUAUCAUGAUGUUUAUUACUCAUGCACAAUCUUGAGUGCACAGGAUGCUUCUAUGUUUUAUAAAAAGUCUAUAUAACUUCGAUAUAGAAUAUAUAUAUAUAUAUAUAUAUAUAUAUAUAUAUAUAUAUAUAUAUAUAUAUAUAUAUAUAUAUAUAUAUAUAUAUAUAUAUAUAUAUAUAUAUAUAUAAAACAUAGAAGUUUCAUCAAUGUGUUCAUUCCCACGGUCACGAUCCAACUUAGUUAUGCUUAGUUUAUAUGUGUAGUUCAUAUUUAGUUUGGAGUUUUGGUUUAUUUUUGUUUUGCGUUUAAAGUGACAUAAAACGGGCGUUUUUGUUUAAGAUUUGCGGCGGCCGCAUUUGGCAGAAAGUUUGUCACAAAAUAACCGCAAAAUGUACGUCUAUGAUUGUAUUGUUGACACAAUUGUAUGUCAUCAUACGUAUCGGUUUAUGAAUUGCUAAAUAGGCGCGUUGGGAGGGGCUGUUCCUUAUCACAUUGAUCGGCUACUGUUGUAAUUUAGAGCGCAUUUUAGUGUUGAGUUUCCAGACGAAUUUUUGUUAUUGUGCAACAGAUGCUGGUCAACCCACAGUUUCAGAGUGAGAAAAUGGUGUUAAUUCUUUUCAUUAUAUGUAUAUGUAGACCAUGCAGUAUAUACAUCUGCUUUCCUGUACGUUUACUGAAAACCACGUUACCCUUCAAUUUAGGCAAUAUUUCCUUAAAUCUUAACCGUUCACUUGGAUUUUUCCUAGAAAGAAUGUGCUGAACUAGAAUUUUAAAUUAAGAUUGCACAUCAUAUCGAAUCUCGAAUCAAAUUAUAGAUUAAAAUGAAGUAUUUAGGUAGUAUAAAUUAAUAAAUAGUAUCAAGACUCGUCCACAUGAGCAAAUUGUCUGUCGCAAUUUUCCCGACAAAUUUACUGUAUUUCUCGUUUGGAUGAGACGGGUUUUUGCGCCACAGCCCACAAGUAGCUUUGAAUAGUGGUAACUCGGCAACUAACACAAAAACAAAGCCAAAAACAAAGCGAGGGCGCUAAGUCUUACAUUGCAGGUUUUCUGUGACGAGCUGGUCAUUCGCAAAUGACAAAUUGCCAAAAACUGCCAAUGACAUUUGCCACAUGAAAUCUGGGCAAAUUCUCUCAUGUACUCGUCAAGCAAAUACUGUAAAAAUUGUCACAGAAAUUGAAUGCUCGUGUGGGCGGGUUUAAUUGUUAUUGGGCUCGACAAUAAUCGAACUUUUUAACAAAAACGACGCCCUCUGUAAUCGCGAUGCAUCACGGUCUUGCAAGUAUGGCACUGAGGUAUGGUUCUAUUCCGAUGUUCUAUUCUGAGUAUUUUCUCAAUCGUGUGCUUUGCGAUGGAUUACACAUAAGCCGAACUUAAUAAAAGUAAUCGAAUGUUGAUAAGAAAUAAUUAAAUUGAGUCUUUGUACUAUGAUAAUAAACAUUUCGAUUCUGUAAUCAGAGUGGCCUCGUCGAACUUUGCAAAACCCAGUUCCGUGAAUUGAUAUCCUUUGACUUCGACAGUGUAGAACUAGCCUUUGACAUUUGUCACACACUUUGUGUCUUUGGUCAAGUAUAAAUAUUUGGAUUAAAUUUUACUUCGAUAGUGUAAAAAGCCAGAUAGAUACACCAUUGAUACACUUUGGCACUCCCAUGGGCUGGAUGGCAUGAACCAAAGCACCAAGUCUAAGACGACUCUAAGUCUAAAUGAAACCUGUUCAAAUAUUUCCUAAACCCUUGCCAAGCCUUCAAUAUCAAUAUAAUGCGCGAUAACAUUGAUGGAUGUGUACUCGAGAUGAUUAUGUAUAUAAUUAUAUUGGCCGAUCUUCCUUCUAUUAUAUAAACACAGUACACAUACAGGGAAACUUUUCAUCUUUGAACUGUAGUCCUUAUCUAGACCGCUACACGUGUUGGUUUGCCCAAAAACGUGGCUCAGUUUAUCUAGAAGGUUAUAGGGUUAUAUUUCACGACCCCGAAUCUUGCAAAUAACUGUCUCUUUUAAAAAACAGACACGCAAUUGACAGCCACUUACGAACACACAAUCCAUGAACAAAGAAAACACCGUGUGUUUAGCAAUUCUAGCCACGCGCUGUGAUUGGCGGAGACCGUUUAAAGUGUUAUUCAACACCUGUAUGGCGCUGUUUUGAGCCAAUCAGAAUCGGUCAUGCUUGUUGAAAUUUGCAGCCAGCUGUCUUGCACAUUAGCACUCAUAAUCCGCCGUUGAACGCUCGGAGAAAAGAAAAACACACAUUGGAUUUGCUGUGAAAUUUGCUAUGUAUUAAAGGUCUGUAUUUUAAGCUUAUGUAUUCGUAUGAAUAUAUAUUCAUCAUACGAAAGCAAUUCAUAAACCGUAUCUCGCUAAACCUGUAUAUUUAGAGCUCAUAUAAAUGCAAUCAACCAUUUAUAAUGAUCGGUAGUAAAUGUUUUGGCGAAAUAUACAUGCGGUAAUGUUUAAAAUCCCAGCGCUGCAUUGAACGGUUUCCUCGCGUCCUAUUGGUUAAUGAUUUUUAGGAAUUUUAUUUCGAACGACAAGCAGCCGGGAUCUUGCAUUUGCAAGGCUUCCUACGAACUUUUUCAUUGCAAUAUAUCCGAAUUUUGGCCGCUUAUAUCUGCUCAAUUAUGCAAGUAAUCGGCGGAAACAAAUAGUAUUUUCAAAACACAGUUAUGGUUUAUGUAAGGGACGGAUUUUCAGUGGUCAUUUAAGGUAACGUAGUGCGAAUUUGUGCGAUUUCGUGAUGUCUAGUGGUGACGUGAAAUCGACAAGGUUGUGAAUUUCAUUCUUUAUUUACACGAAUUUCACGUCUACUAAACUUCGUGUGCUUUACUUAAUCUGUUGAAUUUUUUAAUUUUCUAAACAGCAUUAUUACCGGUGCAACCACAUUGUAUUUUAAACACACGGGGAAUUUUCGUGGGAAGCGACUACACGCCACAACGCUGCAGCAUGCAAUUUUAAGUUUUUAACUGUUUCUCUGUGUACAUUCACAGCGUAUUAGGGAAUUUGAAAGCAUAACAAAGCCGUAUGGCAAUGGGCGGUCUAUUUUUAUUUCCAGCUUUGAGUGUGCACUCCUUUCAAUCGAAACAAUAGCUUAGAAACGUGUGUUAUGACUCCAACGACAAAUACUGGAAAAACUAUACGGUUCAAACUUUCGUGUAUUGUAUAAUAUACUGUAUUCCUAGCACGCCAACAAAGUAUCGGGUAUCAAAUGCCAAAGGGCUUUUAUAUAAGGAAGUUUACAUUCAAUUGUAUAAAAUAUUCCACUUUUGAGAGCUUAAGUCCGCAAUGCUGUUCACCGAAGCGGGUCAAGAUAUCGUUACAAAUCUGCGGUGAAAAGUUCGGUCUUUUAAAAUCUGGGGAAAGUGAUUGGAUUUGAACGAUGUGUUUGAGAAAAGGUUAAUGCGUUUAGGUAGGGGUAUUUCUGGCAGUCUUUUGAAAAAUUCGUAUUGUUAGUGUUAAUUGUCGUAUAUAAAUUACACAUGACUCGUGAAUUAUAUCGUGUCGUGCUGAGAAGCGAUUUCAAAGAGCUUUUUAUCUGCUCUUGUGUGUUAAAAGGGCAUUUCGGCUAGGGUCUAUUUUACACUAGGAGUUUGAUUUCUCGACUUUCCGUAAGAUAAUAUCGCGUUUUCGCUAAACUGAGGUUGAGUUUAAUGUAAUUUUAGAGGGUAAAGGUUUGUGGCUCGCGGAAAGACGUGUGAUAAGGCGAUAAAGCGAGAAAUUUGACGCGUGUAUGGGAUUGGAAAAUGGUCGUGAAAAAGCCGAGCGGAGAUGGCAAAGCGAAGAAUGGAGGAAGUAAGUCGACUCGUGGGAAGGCAAAUGAGGCGAACUUGGUUGACAAAAAUGGCAAUAUGCUUACCGGUGUUCCCGCAGAAACGAAGGGGAAACGCGACGAAAAAUGUCAAGUCAAACGACAGGGGAUGAAAACUAUAAACAGCACGGACAGCAAAGGGUCGAACACUCAGGAAAUUAUUACAACUUACGAAGCAGAUGACGGUACAGUUUAUGAAUUAGACGGUAAGGGUUUAACAUCGUAUAAACGUUAGCGAAUACAACGGUUUAAUAUAUUUGGCUUUGAGGGUUUUUUGGUUUUCGACCGUAAAUUGUUUGUCUUAUUAUUGUAAUUACUUAUAAUUAAUCCCUCGCACCGACAGACUCAGGGUUUCGCCUUUCAAAACCUUAGGAAAUGUUGAAAUUUGUAUGUUGCUUUGCUUGCUAUUUAGGUAUUGUAUAUUCGAGGCUUAUAGUGUUUUCGUUGUAUUAUUUUCGCCACAAUGGUUAAACAAUUCCUAACAAUAGGGAGAAAAUUACUAUGUUAAAUGAUAAGCGAGCAUGCUGUUUAAUUCAAAAGCAAUAUAAGCUUUUUGUCUGGCCUCGCAUUCUUUACUGACAAGCACUUGUCAAUAUUUUCGCAUGCCCUUUCGUGUUGCAGUAAGGCAAACGCCGAUUUUUGCACUUUUAAAUGUAAUAUAAAGCACUUUUUAGAGUCUAGAAUGCGGUAUAUUUUUAUAUGCAAAACAGCUUAAAAAGUUAAACAAUCGAGUAAUACUUUAUUAAUAUUGUAAUUUUUAAUCUUUUGAAGGACACAAAAUGUUGUCGCAUUUUAAUUUCCUAUAAAAAUGUUUUUCAAAUGUCAACAAUUUUUGCUGCAAUAUAGGCAUUAUUCGGGCUUGAAUUUUCCGUUUUGAAAGCAUUUAGUGUUUAAAACUAUCCUUAAUAGAUCAUAUAAAUGAUAAUGAUAGUUUUGCGGUAUGAAAAAGGGCAUUGUUUUUCCACUUUUGUCAUUGCAAGUUUCUAUUCUGCGCUGAAAAACUGUUUCUAUUAAAAAUGGGGGAGAAACAGUGACAAAAGUAAAAAAAUAGUGUAAUAAAUUGCUUUUUAUGUAAUUAAAUUGUUUCUGCCUGUAACGGUUUCAUUUGGUUAUAUUUCUUUCACUUUCUGAGACUAACUGAGUGAAACUUAAAUAAUAUAAAAGAAGAUAUUGAUUUCAGCUAUGCACUUUAACAUGCAGUAAAUGAUGAUGGCAAACGCUAUAUACUGAAACCUUCUAAGUCUUCUAACAAUAUACAGGAAAAGUGAACUAAAACCGAAGGUAAUUUUCAAGUGUUUUUCAUUAUAAUCGUGUUGUCUCUUUGUUUAGAUUGUGUCUAUAUUGAUAGCCAGAGACCAGAUGUCCCUUUCUUCAUUUGCGCUAUCAAGGAACUCAAAAUGGUAGGUUUUCCUCGCUUUUUUGCAAUCGAAACCGGAUUACAUUAUUAUACUGUAUAUAUACCUACUUGGGCCUUGGCUACUAUAUCCAUAUCCGUUCCUACACAUUAUGACUUGUAAUUUACAUUCGCUUGAUGAAAUAGUUCCAUUUUUGUCGAACAUUCUUUUCUAAUGAUUUCCUUUAACAAAAUGUUCCCAAGAAUAUUUUUGUAAAAAGGAACGAUUGUUUUAUAUACAUUUCUUUUAUUUUUAAAUGGCUUUCUAUUCUAAAGAAGAUAUUAAAGACUAAAGUAGCAAAUUGUUUGCUAGAAUAUUUUUGAUGAAGAAAGCGUUUGUACAUCAUAUCACAUGCAUUGAACAAAUGUUUUUAAAAAGCCAUCCGUUCUAAAGUAACAAAAGUGUUCUCUAAAAUUGUAUUUGUAAAAAAGACAAUUCUGGAUAAUUUUUGCGUGUUCAAUUGCUUUGUAUCGACUGUUUAUUCCUUCCCGAGUUUCGAUGAAAUUUUAGUGGCACAAAUUGUCUUUCUACUUUCUAAAGAAUAAAAAUAAAGUAGCAAGAGUAUUCAGUAGAAUAUUUUGGAAUGAGGGGGUAUUUUUAAUCAGUAAAUGCUUUGCAUGGAUUGAUCACAGCGUGAUAUCUAUACUAAGCUACACAUAUCAAAUUGGUGUUAAGAUAUCAAUCAGAGAUGGGUGAUCUAUUGACCUUUAGUGGUAUCUUUGCGAUCGUGAACAAACACUUGUUGUGCCUUUAAUAUUCUUCAAAUGCUAACCAUUAAUAAAGAACUAUUCAAAAUACAGGUUAUGCAGCACAGUACGUUAUUGAAUUCGAAGGAUAUGUGUUUUUGUAAGUUAUGAUUUUAGCCAGAUCUUUUCUCGCUCUUUCUAGUCUAUGCCUAUGGUAAUCAUCAUUCGUCAAAUAACAAAUUGUUCUCAAUUUUGUAACAGUCUACAGAAAUCUUGAUAUAUCUUUCAAGAUUUAAGUACGUCUAUUAAAUAAAGCCUUCAAUUGCCAUUUUAAAGAGCAACUUUUGCUUGAUAAGUUUUUUCUAUAGAAUGUAUUCUAGGUUUACAUGGCGAUUGUAAUUGAAAACAGAAAAACCAGUCUACAGUACAAUGUCUCUGGAAACACAAUGUCAAUGUUUAGCAUUUAUUUAGCAUUCAAUCAACAACUUUACCUGUGCCAAUGAACGAUACAAUUAUUUAUAAUACGAUAAAUUAAAUAACACAAUAUGUUAUUAUUAUAAAAAACACUAAUCACUAUUUUUUACUUUGUGUUUCCUGUUGUUGACCAUUUUCCUUCUAUAAUUUUUAUUUUUUGAAAGUUGAAACUUGCUCUCAUAACCAUAGGAAUCCCAAUAAAUAUAGUUGUAACAAAUAAAAAGCGUUAAAUUUGUCUAAUUUUGAAUAAAUUUGCAUUGUAUAUUACCGUGCUUUGACUGUUUUCAAUUUUGAGCUGUGAAUUCAGUGACGUAAGUAAAUCGCGCAUACGAAGCAUGUAAAGUUAUAGUUAUUGAGUAUAUUCUGUUAAUAACUAUAACUCAAUAACUAUAACUUAUGCUUCGUAUACGCGAUUUACUUACGUCACUGAAUUCACAGCGCAACUGCGCAAGAUUGAAAACAGUCAAAGCACGGUAAUACAAUGCAAAUUUAUUCAAAAUUAGACAAAUUUAACGCUUUUUAUUUGUUACAACUAUAUUUAUUGGGAUUCCUAUGUCAUAACAAGAAAAAAAGCAUACGACUUUUUUAUAAUCUUACUAUUAAAUACGAGACAUAAUACACUCGAAAUGAACCUUUUUGUGCUCUCAAAAAGACAUGCCGCAUUCAUACCGCAUACGCCAUAUCGGCAUAUGUCAUGUCAUGACAUUUGUCAUCAUCGAGGGGCAUUUCACUCCAAAAAAGCGUACGAGAUUUUCGGAUUUUUAACAAUCCGCGGAUUUUUUAGCGGAUUUUUCCCGGAUUUUUUAGCGGAUUUUUGAAGAGAAAAUCAGUUGGAUUUUCCGGAUUUGUUUGGAUUUUCCGGAUUUGUUCGGAUUUGUUCCGGAUUUUUUUACGAAGCGUACGGGAUUUUCGGAUUUUUAAAAUCCGCGGAUUUUUUAGCGGAUUUAGCGGAUUUUUCCCGGAUUUUUGAAGAGAAAAUCUGUUGGAUUUUCCGGAUUUGUUCGGAUUUUUUCCGGAUUUUUUGACGAAGUGUACGGGAUUUUUGGAGUGAAAUGCCCCUCGGUCAUCAUGACUCGCUAAAAUUACAUAACACGCUUACUUAUGUAAUUGUUUUGUAAAUUAAAUAAAGUCCGAUCGUUUCUUGAAUUCGGGCAAAUGGGUUAGUAUUUCUGUAACAAACAAUUUUGUGUUGGAAAUAAAACGCUCAAGAGUAUUUGUAAUAUGGUGUUGAUAACAUCUAAUUCCAUCUAAUCAUGGAUAUUAUAAAUGCCGUGUAGUCAAAUCCCGAAUUAUUAUCUUCAUUAUCUGAUUUUAAUCGCGCAUCCAAUUUUCAACACUAGAAGGUAGUAUGUCGCAAUGUUGCCAUGUCGCGUUCUGACUUCGUAAUUUGGACAUAUUCUAUGUCGUAUGUCGCUAUCUUAGUGUUUGUAUGUCGCCAUUUUAACACAAUGUCGCCUGUCGCAUUUACCUGAACAGGUAUUUGAUUUGUCAUGUUAUGGAUUACUUGACGCGCGUUUCCGUCUCCAAAAUAACGGAAAUAUUUAUGUUUUAAACAUCACUCGACACUGAAAAACGGGAAACCACUGCUUCGUGCAUACACAGACAGUGUAGUGAAAACGGCGCCUUAUUACUUGAAGGGACGAGUUACUACAGUGUGUGUAUAUAUAUAUAUAUAUAUAUAUAUAUAUAUAUAUAUAUAUAUAUAUAUAUAUAUAUAUAUAUAUAGGUUGAAAAUUAUUUGGGUUUAAUAAACUUGUACGUUAACACACAAUUCGCCCCAAUAGAAAAGAGUGUUGCUCGGAUCCUGAUUCCUGAAUUUGCAUUUUUCAAAUGUUUCUCAAAAGUGCAUAAAAGCAAUGGAAAUUUGACCGUACUUUACGCCAUUAAUAUGUAAGCAACAACAAAGUGCACUUGACUGCAUUUAUGUUACAUGUCUCAAAUGACAAGAUAAGCUAUAUAAGGAAGUAUGAUAUAAUGAUUUCUCAAGAUUCUCCCAUAACGCUCGUGUGAAAAGUUGAAAAUGUUCCUCAAUCUUCUUUGCUAAAGCAUGUUCCUCGGGAUUCAGGAUCGCAAUAUUUUCUAAGUCUGAGCGAUUAUACUAUAGUCUAUAUAUUCAAUUUGGUUACUCUGUCUAAUGCCGACAUGCAGUAAUAUUUGGAGCGCGCCAUUUUGAUAAGAAACAAACCAAACAAGCAAAUUAAGACCACAGAAUCAAACAGCAGAUUAAUACUGUUGCGCAGUAUGAUAUUUGUAAACCAAUCACAUCUCUCGAACAUUAAUCAAAAGCCAAUGACGUAUGUUGUUUUAUAUUAUUUGCUCUAUUGGUCAUUGAUGCAUCGUGAAUUACCUCAAAUGACGUUUAUAUUUCUCAAUUGACGUCUCAAAUAAUGGAAACGUCCACGAAUGUCGUUGUGGGGUUUUUUACUUCUAUUUAUAGUUUAAUUAAACAAAUAAAUUCCGUUUCCUGUUAUUUUUACACGUUUUCAUGUUUUUAUGAGCUCUCCCCCAUCCAAACGAAAGACAGACUCGGUCCCUCACCCCUUAUCACACUCAUUUGUGCGGCGCAACAAAUCAAGAGGCUACCAAUAUCGACCACUGGCGACUCUCAAGGUUUAAUACUGUCCAGUACUCAGUAGCUGUCGUAUAAAGCCGUAAUACCAACUCUUUUUGCAAUAGUAAAGUUAAUGCUAAAAAAUGUUCGUUUUCUAUGAUUUUGAUAACCCUUCUCAAAAAACAUGAAAAAUACAACACCAUGCGGAAAAUAUUAAUUAAACUUCUGCAAUCAAAUCAUGACAUUUCAAAAAAUAAUCACAAGUAUUUUGUUUACCGGAUUCGAACUGGGUCCAAUAAUUAUCGUAAUAUAUCAGUUAAUUAAAUUAUUCUCCAAUUGAUUGAUAGAUUGAUUGAUUUAAUUCAUUAAUUAAUUUAGUAAGGUUCGGGUUUUGUCCCAAAGGGGGUGUUGAGCAGAUUAAUCAAUGACAGUGUUCUAAGCUGUAGGAUUGUGUUUGUUUAGUGCAAGCGAGAGUGUGUUUAUGUUGGUGUGAAAUGGUUCUAUCGACCUUCAGAAGUCCCGGAAUCUGUUUAUCAACUUCUCGUGCAAGAUCGAAAUACUGAGAAUGGUAAGUAACUCUGUAAUUAUGGGCAAGCAAUGUUUCCUAUUGUUUUAUGUCCGAAACAUCCGCCAGUGUAGAGUUAAUUAUUUUUAAGCAAAUUGCUCAUUUACCAACCAUGCCUUUGGCAUCCAUUUAUAUUCAAAUAUAAUUGAAAUUCUGUUGAAAGUGUAAUAGCUCAGACAGCUAUUUUAAAAAGAGCCAUAAACAUUUUAGUUUUAUAUGAAAUUUACUUAGGCCUACGUUUCGUUGCUUCUCACAACAUCUUUGGAGCAAUGUGAAGUUAUACUUUGUACAACGCAUAAUUGCACAUUGAAUAUCGACUAUUGUACGCUUUCAUAUUGAUAUGAUUGCUAUUACUAAAUUGUUAUAUUAAUGUCUCUAUUUAAAAUAGUUGUCUGGGUUAUACUAUUAGAGAGGUUCAGAUCUGAUUAACUAAUCAGACGCAUCUGAUUGGUUAAUCAGAUAUAUCAAACGCAUCUGAUUGGUUAAUCAGAUAUAUCAAACGCAUCUGAUUGGUUAAUCAGAUAUACCAAACGCAUCUGAUUGGUUAAUUGUCCCUUAAUGGUAGCGGAAGUCAAAUCUGAUUUUCUCUAUUUUAAACACAAACACAAACGUUGUGCUUUCGUAAAGGAAGUUUUAUUUCUGUAACAAUGUUUUCGAGGUUGGAAAAAAAUCUGAAAUGUUUUCUCCCCAAUUAGUCGCGAACAGCCUUUUCAUUUGUUUCAUUAUCGUAGAGUUUCUGCAUGCGACUACCGCCAACUGUCGGAACUAAACAAUUUUCAUUCCUCACGACUUUUCGCGACAGUCGUCGCGGAUGAAUUACGAUGGGCGGUUUUCAUUUGUCAUAUAAAAGCCGCCAGCGAUGCUCACCGACUGUCGCAGAAUCGACAUCGGCGAAUGUUACCGACUAUUAUGUUACUCGUAAUGUGUUUGUUGAUGAUAUUUGAUAUUGGAUAUACUGUUAUAAAGGAGGAAAAGAGUGUUGUGUUCUUUGUUCUUAAAUUCUUAACCCAAUAUCGUCUUUCGCCUUGUCUUUAAAAGUUUAAAUAUUCAUAAUUAAGUCACGCAAUGCAUGACUGUUGCCAUUUACUUGGGAUAGUAAAAGAUUUACUUCAUCUUUAAUAAUGAAUAGUGGUGAAAUAAAGUAAAAGACAGGCUUAAAUUUAUACAGUAUAGCUCGAGGUAUAGCUCUAUCAUUUCUAAACUGAGGUCCAAUAUGGAUAAUUGCAGUUCCCAAACGAAGUUAGUCAUCGCUUUAUAUUCGCUGCGAGAGUUUGUUGUUAGUCUCUUAUAGUUUGUCACUUUGUCUGGUCAUAGUAUCAUAAGCCUUUGUAUUUAUUCAGAAAUAGUGUAUUUUCGCGCUUUACUUGUUUUGUGCGUGCUCAGAGGAGUCUAGGGCAUCACACUGUAGUACCACAGAAUAGAAAGGUACAGCAGAAGUGUAACUUGAGUCGGUUCCUUUAUUGUUUUACGUCCACGAAAAUUUUAACUCGCUCACGCAAUCUCACGCCAUCCUGGCUAGUACAACCGGAAGUUUUUAUCAGGUUUUGUAGGUACAAAGUGCCGGUUGUACUGGCCAGGAUGGCGUGAUUGAUGACGAAUUGCUUGUAAAAACGCGGACAAAUACUUGCUUGAGUUACACUUCUGCUAUACCUUCCUAUUCUGUGGUAGUACUUUGUUUGGUUUCUUAUUGCAUCAGUGUUUAUACUACAGCAGGAAGCCAGAGCACCCCGAGAGACGACAUGUGGUGUUAGGAAGAGUCGAACGGCAUAGUACAAAACAUGGACUGGACCCAAAAUUGGACUCAAAAUUUUAGGCAAAAUUUUUUAUUUAAUUUGUAUAGGCAAAAAACUUCAGGUUCCAUCACUUUUCCUUGAUCUAUCUAGCUAUUUGUCUUCCAAAAUUCUAUAUUCUAUUUUAUGAUAAUAAAAUAGAAUAAUGCAUAAUGAUAAGCCCACAUAUAGCUAGUUGCGAUAAAUAUUAGAAUAUAUGGACAAAACAAACUUUGCGAACUCGUUACUCGUUAGAGGAUAUAUAUGCCGGGAUAUAUAGAGGGUGUAUUAUACAGACACAAAAUGUAUAUAAUUAAAAUAACUAUAUAUUGAUGUAUAUAUUGAUGGAAUGAUUUAUAUCGAUGUGAUGUAUUUGUGACCAUUGCGCAAAGAUAUUUCACAAAGGUUUAUUAUUUACGAGAUACCCUAGAUAACGUUUAGAAAAUAGAAUAUAGAAUUUUGGAAGACAAAUAGCUAGAUAGGUCAAGAAAAAGUGAUGGAACGUGAAGUUUUUUGCCUAUACAAAUUAAAUCAAUUAAGUACGAUAUUCUGAGGGUUGUUUCUCUCCGAAAAAAUAAUGGAUUUUUGGGCAAAAUUUUGGCUAAAAUUUUGAGUCCAAUUUUGGGUCCAAUUUUGAGUCCAAUUUUAGGUCCAGUCCAUGGGUCCAGUCCAUGUUUUGUACUAUGCCGAGUCGAACUGCAAAUACUCUUCUCACGUUGACUGAGGUAAAAUAACAAUCAGUCGACUGAAUAUUGCAGGAAUCCCGGUUGCAGAGCCAAAGGCGAAAGCCACAUGCACUAACCAAUGUGUGAUAAAUAAAGAGUUCAUUUACUUUAAAUAAAACUACCUGUUACAACAAGAAGUAUACAACACAAUAGUACAUAAUUAUAAGUACGGCGAUGUUCACACCCUAAGAGGAUCAUGGUGGUAUACAUUAAAUUGAUCAAUUUUCAGAUCACAAGUUUGACCUAUCCAUGACCUGCAGCCUUUGAUAGCCUCUUAACACGUGUGUGUGGUUUGCCACCCUGACAGAUCGUGUCAACAGCUUAAAUUGUGAUACAAGAUGGUUGCAUGUUCAUGUACAUCACGCGUCGUUUAUCUAUUUCAUCAACACGCCAGCAUGUGUUUGACCUUGUUAACAUUACUGCAAUAUUUUCCUCAUGGAACUGAAUCAAGUCAUCCAGAUAUUAAUUUUAGCACUUAUGCAUGCGCAUUUUACCUCUAUAGUUUCCUUCGUUUCCUGCAAUAUGCAACGCCAGUGAAUUUUACGUCAGUUUCCAUGCGAGAAGUCAGAAGGGUAUUUUCCAUGCAACUGUGUGCCUGACCUUGUCAACAUUGCUGUAAUAUUUGUUCAUGGAAUUUGAUCGAGCCAUUAUUUUUAGUGCCAACCCCAGCUGUGACAAAUUAUUUAUUUUAACUUCGAAAUUGAGAACUACAGUAUUUCCUCUAUUUUAUAGCCCACCUGCUAAUUGGGCCUCAGUCCAAAACCACUGAAAAAAAUUAGCCCCCAACCCAGGAUUAUACUUAGAAAAUUUUACAGCUCCAAUAAAUUAGGAAAUCCGAAAGUAUGGAAUAGACUAUAUCUACGUUGAAUUGGUUUGAACUCCCUAAAAUAGUGGCUGAUCCCACAUUAUUUCGCCCAGUUACGGGAAGACAAGUUACCAGUUAGGCCAUGUGCUGGCUUCCAGAACAAUGCAGCAGUAUGCAUCCAGUUGUCUGUUUAUAAUUUUACCUUAGUCGCAUGUGACAAGAAUGUCCGCAGACCGCAGUCACUCUGCACCGCAGCUUUCGUAUCAAGUUCAUGUAACUGAAUAACUGAUGACUAAACUGAAAUCUAUUUUCGGACUUGAAAUAAAAUCCGAUACCCCACCUUCGAAGUAGGAGUAAUAGUCUUCUGUUUCUUAGGCUCACGUGACCAUAUCCUGGAGGAUCCUUCCGUGAAAGAGCGCGAACUGUUCGUGUCAGAUGCUGUAGAUACGUAUUCAGUCAAUGCACUCAGGUUGGUUAUUGGCUAACUAAUAAUGAUAACUGGACUUUGUAUAAAUGUAAUAAUCAGUUGGAAUUUGGUCAGGCAUCUGACGGAAAUUUAAAAAGGCGAUUUGCCGUAAAAUUAUUUUAGUAUGAGAAAUCAAAGUUUUCAAAUGUUUUGUUUUAUUUGCAGAGGAAAAUGUCGAGUGAAAUGUCUAUCGGAUGUUUCCAGUUUGAAAGAGUUUAUUUCUCAGAAUGAUCACUUCUUUUUCGUUCUUCGGUACAAUCCUGAAACGAGGUAAGUCGAAGAUUGUGAAACAGAUACAGGUGUCUCAUCAUUGAUAGUUAAUUGUAAUAAAAAAAUAUAAUAUAAAUAUAAUAUCAAGAAAUAGAAUAUGAAAAUAAACCAGUGUUUUUAUGUAUUUUUAAAGACGUCUUGCCAACCACAAGGGUGAGAUCAGAGUUGGUCCUAGUCAUCAGGUAUCUUUGAAUUUUAUAUAGAUUCAUAUUUUUUUGUAUUCCCACCAUGCCUUGAGAUCUCGUGUAAUCGAGCUUAGUCAUUGCCGGCGGAGUCAUUAACUCCAGGCUUAGAUAACUGAGUCCACAUAAUUUUUGCAUUGGUUAGCCAGUAACUCCAUACUGAGAAAGCUAGUUCUACAUGAUUUGCAGUUGCUUGCCAGUAACAACGGGUUUAGAAAGCUAGCUGUACAUGAUUUUUGGAGUUGUUUGUAUUUAGUAACUUUGAGUUUAGAAAGGUUAGCUCUAUUGUCUUCAGAUGAUUUUUGUAGUUGACCUGUGACUAAUUCAUUUGAGACGCUUCAUUGAACUAAGUUUUGAAUUUGGUAUUAGCCCAUUGUAGUAUGGAGAUAGCAUCGCUCCAUGCUCCUAAUGUCUGCAGCCAUGAACUUUUUACUUCUCUUUUCUUCAUUCCUCGUUCAUCCCUUCUUUUCUACAAGUGUAGUUACUUGCCUUUCCCUGCCCUUUUUCUUUCGUUUGUCAAUCAUUUUGUUUAUUUUCCUUCUCUUUAAACAACUUACAUUCAUAUUUGCAGGUGCUACUGCCCGAAUGCAAACCUAAAUCUUUAGCUGCCGAUGAGCUUGCUCAAGAGCCUUCGAUGGAGGAUUUGGUAAGAACAAAUGCAAUACAGUAUUAUAAUAAAAUAUAGUAAUACAAUAUGAUAUAGUCGUGUGAGACGUGUACCAAAAACAGGGUGCGAUAUUUCAAGAUUUUUAGUCGUCCCUUACGGGUACUCCAAUGAUUAUUCUGCGUAAUAUUUGCGUACCUCCAGUAGAUAUGUACGCGAAUUAUCGCACGCUGAACAAUUACAAUACAUUGUAUUUUCUUCUCGUUCUCAGACGUGGAAACCCACACUCGACGACUGCGACUUGAAGAUGUUUAUUAGGGCAGCCAGGUAAAAAUGAGAAGAAAUAAAAAAUCUUGUGCUCUCUAUACAGUAUUAUUGUUUUAGAUAAGGUAUUAAAGGUAGCCUGUUUUUCUGAUCGUUGUAGAAGUAUGGCUCAGUAUGCUGGGAUUUGUAAGGAAGGAGAUACUAAUAAAGGUCUGAUUGCUGCUGCUCGGGAUGCAACAACUAUUAAUGCUCUCCAAGUUGUAAGUGUUCGAUAGCUUGCUUCCAUCGUUAUACCAUCACCAUUUUAAUUAGGAAACGCCGAAAUCCCGACCCUAAACUUUUUUAUUGGAUCGUGCUUGUAAGUGUUUCCACUUAGAGGAAAAUGUUUGUGAAAAAUGGAAAUUUGAGGCAAUAUUAGGGAAAUUUAUCUUUGAAUGUGGAAGCACUGCUAAACAAAAUGGCGUUCGGUUUUAGGAAAAUAGGAAACCCACAUAUAUAGAUAGGAAACCCACAUAUUUUUUUUUUUUUGGGGGGGGGGCCUUAGCAGAACUACCACUACUCUAACUCCUUCAGCAUCAUCAUGAGUACCAUUAUGGCGACUAUCAUUAUCAACGCCACCAUCAUCACGUGUCACCAUUAUCAUUAUUCGGAAUGAUUCGCGUCACCCUUGAAAAGAAGAAUUGCCCAUUUUAUCAGUAAAUGUAUCUAAAUAAAGUUCGUCACAUCUAAUCACCUUCAUUAACACAAAAUCUGAAUCUUCUAGCUUCACAAAAGCAAAUACGACACCGACCGUGCAUUGCAGUCUCUGGUCAAACGUCCUUUUCCAAAAACCUCGAGAAUGAACUGGACCGAAGACGACAAUGUAUGUUGUACCUUUUCAUUAAAAUCUGCGUACGAAUACCGGAACAUUUUUUCCCAUUUGCAAAUCUUAUGUGAGGUGUUUAUUUUGGAUUUAUGUAGAAAAAGUUUGUGAAAGGCUUGCGACAAUUUGGGAAGAAUUUCUAUAAGAUCAGAAAAGAAUUAUUGCCAGAGAAAGAAACGGUAAACAUAUACCGAGUUGUUUUAUAUAUUUAUAAUCAUGAUAAACUAACUUAUUUAUAAAGCACAAAACAAAAGACAUUCCGAAAACUGUAAACGUUUUCAUUCUUUACGUUUCGACUAUUACAGUGUAAUUUAAGUCAUCUUAAGAAUGUCGCGUAUUUUGAAAAGCCAACUAUUUAAAUAGUAUUGUUUUGUGUUUUAUUAAAAUACUCUAUGGCAACUUAUUUAUACCGGAUAAUUAUUUUUUCCUAAAUUUAUGGUCCCUACUGGCGUACCUCGUUGAUCCAGUGUUGCUAUAGGACAAGAUUUAAACUAAGUUCAUCGAGAGGUCUGGCAAGAUCCCUUGUUGGUUAUACUCCAGGGGGGGGAGUCUUUUCUUCUCGGGAAUGCUCCAGACUUUCCUCAGUAAAUAAUCCCGAGAUGCUGAUGUCUUAAUCCCAACAGGCUUUUAGCCAGAAGGGCGUCCAGGCGUCCUGGGAUGCCCCUAGAACGAAAAAUGGACGCCUUUGGACGCCCAAAUUCUAGGGGGAAAGGAAAAUUAUUUUCAAUAAUUUCCCUAAGUAUAUUAAUAUAUCCGAAACGAAAUUGCUUCAAUUCUCAUUAUCAUUAUACAUUUGACAUUUUGACCAAUUUGUUGGUGUACCUGGCUGAAUGAAAAUGUCGUAGUUAAGAAAAGAAGCAUAGCGGCACAAGAUCACAAAGCCAAGUGUGUUUGAAAAAUUUGGAACAAGCUUGGAACAGAUACUGACAUGAAGUAACGUAAAUUUCAAAGGUCCCCCCCCCUCCUUUACUGUAGAUAUUUCGUUAUACCAAAAUUGGACGCCCUCUUUUAGGACCCUGGCCAAAAGCCUGAAUCCCAAUAUACAUUUUUCAGGGUGAUUUAGUGGAGUACUACUAUAUAUGGAAGAAGACUCCAUCAGCAAUGAGUUCCAGGCCACAUCGACGAAGACGCCAUAACGUACUACGUCGUCGUAACAUUACUCGAUCCACGAAAACAUCGUCUAGCGAAUUUGGUAAGAUUCACAGAAAAACAAUUGAUUUUCCAAUAAUUGGUUUUGAAUGGUUUGUAAAGAUUUACCAAGGGGAAACCAUGGAAAUGGAAUGACCAUUUUUGGUUAUUAUAAAUUUUCCAAAUCGUAAAUUGGUGAAAAGCAUGAUGUCUAAUUAUUUAUCAUUAACGGUGUUUUAUGAUUUUUCUUGUGAUUGAGGCUACUCCAUCAUAAAGAUGAUUUUAUCACUUUGUAAAUUAUUGUAUGUGACUAUUGUAUGUAAAUUUGACUAUUGUAUGCAUGCAAGCUACUAAAGCUUAGAAAUUAUGUUUUUAUUUUGUAGUUGAACUGAGCUCAUGCAGUGAAGACGACGAAUAUCAUAGUGAAGACAGCGACAAAGAUUUUAGGUAACUGAUUUAUAAAAAAAUACUUGCCAUUCACUUCUGUCAUAGGCAGAGUUUAUUAUAAUUCUGAAAACUUGCUCAGACCAACCCAUGUUUUCGUCGUGUAUGAUCACACAUUAAUUUUUUAUAGUACUCAAAAGAGAAAAAAAAGGUUGUACAGCACAUUGCAUUGCAGUUAAUUCAAUUGCAUACUAAAUUUGAAUAAAAAAUUCAAUAUACAUAUUGUAGCAAUUCCUCUGAUCAAUUUAACUCCUCAAUAUUACGCAAUUGAAAGGAAUCGUAGUUUGUAUAGUAUAUUCAAACUAAGUAAUAAGAGUUGUAAGAGUUGCGUUUUGGUUUUGAAAGAAUAAGGGAGAAAUUAUCUAAACCAAUGUGGUAAAAUGAUCGGUCAUAAUUUCUGUGCAGAGCAAUUAACGCAAACAAGCAAUUGCGGUAUGUUACUGGGCACACUGGUGUGUUGAACACUGCCUGUAGAAAGAACAAUUUAGAAAUGAUAAAGCUAUCCGGAUCCAGUUUAACGGAUCCAGUUUAAGUAAAGCUACAAUCCGGAGCAAAAUGAAUUGCAACAACUAUUUCAAAUUGUGUUACUUUCAUGCAUUUAAGUUAUUCUGUCCUUGCCUGUUUCGAACCCCCCUUACCCCCAAUUCAAUGUUGUCCAAAUUAUAUUAUGCAUUGUUCGGGAUACAACUAUUACUGGAGAACAACAAUGAAUGGGGGGAAGGGGGGAAAUUAAAGAACAAAGCCAAUUUUUUCCGCUAUUAUUGUUAGAUAUGCAAAUGUUUUAUGCAAAUCUCUUGUGUGUCGCAACCAUUUGCUCUGGAUUGUAGUUUAAUACGUUCAAAUGACUAGUCUUUUACAUUCGUGGCAAUGAAAGUGUUCCUAAAAUAUUCUACUAAUUCAUUUGCUCACACAAAGCAAUUCAUUUAGGACGUUUCAUCUUUUCUUUUGCAGUCUCUACUGCUGUCGACAUUGUUAUUCAGGGAAAUCAAAAAGUUGGCACCAUGGUGGCUACGAACGUUUGAUCCUCUGCUCGCCCUGCUUGGAAUAUUUCAAGAAAUACGGAGUGAUGAGAAAACUAGAGGGAACACGUGACCCACCGCCGCAUAUGUUCAAAGGCAUGCUGGGUAAAGAGAAUGAGGUGGAUUACUUCAUCAAUGGUAAACAGUUGCGCAGUCGCAGAAGCACACCUAAUACGUCAAGUAGUCUACGUUAUGGACGCACAAAGGCAUGCAGUCCUGUUGAUGGUAAGCGAUAUAAUAAUUGACGUACCAUCCUGAAUUGUGACAGCGCAUUCUGCUGUUAGACUAAUGAGAGUCUAGGGCCAGAGUCCAGGGAUCAUUUAUGGAAGAGAGCAUAGUCAUGAAAGUUUGAUACCAUAGGACAAGGGUCCCGAAAUUCGCAGCAGUUAUUGAGUUUUAGUAGGCAUUACGAUCAACCUCAAAAAUAUUGACACAACAAGAGGAACAAAUUAAAACCAAAUCUCUCAAUUGUGUAUAAUGAUGCUUAAAGGAAUUAAAUGUUAUUUCCUCACUUUGAUAACUGUCACGUGACCACCAUUUCCUGCACGAUACUGCUCAGGCAGAAAAAACCCUGGAUUUCCAGUUUCCCGACCCUACCCAGCCUUUUGCAACCUAAAUUCUCACCACGAUAUUUCGCCAAGUGUCGCCAUUAUUGCUUGAUCAAGUUGAUUGUCUGUUCUUUUAGCAGUGGCCGCACGUGACUCACCACUUCCUGGCCGGAAGUUAACAAGACUAUCCAAACCCGGCUCUCCUUCCGGUGCUAGUACCGGAAGUAACACCAGCAGUUCCGGAAGUAACAAAACGGUAAGUGAAACAUUACGUGAGGAACGUAUGAAGAAGUUUUAUAUCCGCCAAAUAUUGUUCACGUUUUAAGUUCCAUGUUUUGGCUCCUAUAGACGCAAGCCAAUAAACGAAGACGAACGAAGAGGACCACAGAUUCUGCGGUAGAGAACACUUUGCCACCAAAGCGAAAGAAAUCGGUCACGCGGG